CUCCAUUUUCUCUCCCUCACACAUGUAUUAUCCCACAUCAAUUUCACUUCAUUCAGCGAAGCCCACACAAACACCCAAUAUUGUCUUCCGACAAAAAAAAUAAAAAACCCCCCAAUAUUGUCCCAACAACUCCACGCUCUGGCGCGCGCCUCCACUACCGCAACGACCGCCAUGGUGCAACACCGGUUCCUCAUCGUGACAUUUCCAGCCCAAGGCCAUAUCAACCCUUCCCUCCAGUUCGCAAAGCAUCUCGUCCGCACUACUGGGGCACAUGUCACAUAUGUCACAAGCCUCUCUGCCCAUAGCCGUAUAGGGAAUGGCUCAACUCCUUAUGGCUUGACCUAUUCGCUCUACUCUGACGGCUACGACAAUGGAUUCAAAGAUGGCGAUGAUAUCGACCACUACAUGUCAGAGAUUAGGCGUCGCGGUGCACAAGCCAUCACUGACCUUAUUGUGUCUAGUGCAAAGGAGGGUCGCCCCUACACUUGCCUAAUAUACACAAUACUUCUCCCUUGGGCCGCUGUAGCAGCGCGUGAGCUCCACCUCCCAUCCGUGCUCGUGUGGAUUCAGCCAGCCACUGUUUUUGACAUCUACUACUAUUAUUUUAGAGGUUACAAAGACCUCAUCCGGAACGGUACUAGUACUACUCAUACUAAUGGCGCUUUAUGUUCUAUAGAAUUACCAGGACUGCCGCUAUCCCUCGCCAGCCGUGACCUUCCCUCUUUCAUGGUGGAUUCAAAUCCGUACGGUUUCGCACUUCCCUUGUUUGAAGAGCAAUUUGAGCUGCUCGAGAGAGAAACCAAGCCCAUCAUUCUGGUGAACACGUUCGAUGCGCUGGAGCCAGAGGCCUUGAAAGCAAUUGACAAGUACAAUCUGAUUGGAAUCGGGCCAUUGAUUCCAUCGGCUUUCUUGGACGCCAAGGAUCCAUCCGACAAGUCAUUCCGCGGCGAUCUUUUCCAAAAAUCAGAGGGCUCUUCGAACAUCGAGUGGCUGAACUCAAGGGCCGAAGGGUCCGUGGUUUACGUGUCGUUUGGGAGCAUUUCCGUUCUGUCGAAGCCCCAGAUGGAGGAAAUCGCGAAAGGAUUGCUGGACAGCGGGCGCCCGUUCUUGUGGGUGAUUAGAGAAAAAGAAGGAAGCAAUGGACGAGAUAAGGAGGCUGAGAAGGAGGAAGAGAAACUGAGCUGCAGAGAGGAGUUGGAAGAGCUUGGGAAGAUAGUGCCAUGGUGUAGCCAAGUGGAGGUUCUGUCAAGCCCUUCAUUGGGUUGUUUCGUGACACAUUGCGGGUGGAAUUCAAGCUUGGAGAGCCUGGUUUCUGGGGUGCCUGUGGUGGCGUUUCCUCAGUGGACGGACCAAGGGACCAAUGCCAAGUUGAUUGAGGACACGUGGAAGACUGGAGUUAGGGUGACACCAAAUGAUGAGGGGAUUGUGGUAGGUGAGGAGCUCAAGAGGUGCUUAGAAUUGGUCAUGGGAAGUGGGGAGAUUGGUGAAGAGUUGAGAAGAAAUGCGAAGAAAUGGAAGGGUUUGGCAAGAGAGGCUGUGAGUGAAGGUGGGUCUUCUGAUAGGAAUCUAAAGGCUUUCUUGGAUCAGAUAGAAUGAGACAAACAAAAUGAAGAAAAAAGACAAAAUUAUGGUAUGGCUAAGAUGGAAGGGAUAUGGUCUGAAAUUAAUGAAUGGUUGUGAAUGGUCUGAAAUUCAUUGGGUUUGUUAGCUGGCUGCUUAGAACUUUAGACUGUAAUUGUCUCGUCAUUGUCAAUGCACAACCGGUCGACUUUAGUAAAUUGUCUUGUCAGGUUGCAUAUACAAUUAAAUGGACUUUUUUCCUUUAAAAA
This is a messenger RNA of Prunus mume (Japanese apricot), 1829 nucleotides long. RefSeq names its product phloretin 4'-O-glucosyltransferase-like. The record is from RefSeq and is a predicted model, not a curated record. Gene Ontology annotation, molecular function: quercetin 3-O-glucosyltransferase activity; quercetin 7-O-glucosyltransferase activity. NCBI's taxonomy places the organism in Eukaryota, Viridiplantae, Streptophyta, Magnoliopsida, Rosales, Rosaceae.